GCCCAUCACAAAUCUAACCGUCUACGUAUCUCUUAUUUGCACUCUGCCGUUGAAAAGGGCGUUGAACUCUAUUAUCCAUGAUGAAUUCCAGCAAGAUCUCGGAUCUCAAUAAUAACGAUGGCGAUAAUGAUCCAUUCCGUUCUUUGAAAAGUUUGUGUUUGGAUGCAUACUCUACCGAAUCGAUCAUCUUCCCUGCCAGUUGGAAAGCAUUUUCCGAGAUCGAAAUCGAAGGAAUUGAGCUAGCCACACGAUCAAACGACAGAUUGUGUGUAACAUGGAAGGGAACGUCCUCAUCAUCUUCGUCAUCAUCCUCAGCAUUUCCAUUGAUAUGGCUUCGAGACAACUGUCGAUGUCCGGAGUGUUUCAAUCCUGCCACGUUGAGCCGCAUCGCUCCACUUAAGAAUAUAAAUGGCAACAGCAUCAAACCCGAGAAAGUAUCGUUGACGGACGACAAAAAGUUUCUUAUAAUGUAUUGGGGAGACGGUCACGUGAGCCAUUAUCCGGCAAGGUGGUUACGAUGUAACGCCUUCUCCGAGUCCGAACCCGACCCGCUAGCCGACAUCCAACUCCAAUUAUGGGACGCGUCGACGUGCCGUGAUCGUAUGCGAAAGUUUGACUUCGACGACGUCCUGUCCGACGACCGCAUUUUAUACGAAAUGUUCCUUGAAGUAAAGGUGCUUGGUAUAGCGUUGGUUGAGAAUACACCUCUCAUGACAGGACAGCUCAACAAGUUGGCUGAUAAAGUUGGGUUUCUCUUUCCAACCAAAUACGGCGAAACCUUCCAGGUCCGAAGCAAAGAAAACCCGAGCAAUGGAGCCUAUCACACUGGUGAUCUACCUCUUCAUACAGACUCCGCUUCUUACAACACACAGCCUGGGAUUCAGAUGUUGCACUGCAUAAAGCAAGCAGCACAUGGAGGCGGUAACCCCCUCGUUGACGGGUUUAAGGUAGCCAGCGACCUUCGAACGACCUCACCUGACUCUUACGAUGUCCUCACGAAGCAAAUCCUAGAGUUUUACGAUCGUGGCACGGAUACAUUAGGAGAGUUCUACUAUCACGCAAAGCAUUAUGUGUUAAGAUUGAAUGAGAAAAACGAGGUUGACAGAAUUUCAUUCAGCGAUCACGGACGGAGCGCAAUGAACCGGAUGCAGGUUGAUGACGUCAUGAAGACAUACAAAGCCUUGUCGUCAUUCACCGCUCUCCUUUAUGCUCCUGAAAACGUCUUCGAGUACAAAAUGAAAGAUGGAGACAUGUUGAUCAUGGAUAACUACCGAGUUCUUCACGGACGGAAAUCAUUCACCGUAAGCCCAGGUUCAGCUCGGCAUCUUGAAGGGGGCUACUUUGAUUGGGAUACUGUCAUGUCAAAACUUCGGAUACUCAAGAAUAAUUUAGAGGAACCAUAGUUCUUCAUUUGCGAAAUUCGAACAGGUUGUGUCGGUGCAAGAACGCUAUUGACACCAUAAUUUCGCGCAUCGCAGGGGGGACGCCCUUCUUAAAUCCCCCAUUCCACAGAGAACAAGACCGCUGAAAGACCUUUGAAAGACCGUGAAUUUUGGUUGAUCUUUCAGAGG
Lytechinus variegatus (green sea urchin) is the source of this 1571-nucleotide messenger RNA. RefSeq names its product gamma-butyrobetaine dioxygenase-like. The coding region runs from base 78 to 1403 and encodes 441 amino acids. Gene Ontology annotation, molecular function: gamma-butyrobetaine dioxygenase activity. The record is from RefSeq and is a predicted model, not a curated record. The transcript has 6 exons. Gene Ontology annotation, cellular component: mitochondrion. Gene Ontology annotation, biological process: carnitine biosynthetic process. Lineage: Eukaryota; Metazoa; Echinodermata; Echinoidea; Temnopleuroida; Toxopneustidae.